GCAAACUGUUCAUGAAAUGAUAGGAUCUGCACUGAAAAGUUCUGGAUACAAUUAACAUUAUUGCACUCGUUAGGGUUUAAACAGUACGCAAGAUCGCGACUAUACUUUUUCCGUCUUGGUUUUAAAUUUUACUUUCCCCUUUCAAAGUCUCACGAGACCCAGAGUAUGUGAGAAUUUGGGCAUGUUCGUAAAUAAUACUAGUUCUGAAACUUUUGUCAUGAUUGAUUCACCCGAUUUUAUCAAUGGUGCACUAUCAUUGUGAGCUAAAUUCAAAAGUUCAUUUUUCCUGUAUCCAGAUGUUUUUACACACCUUUCAUUUAAAAAUGUUUUUAAUUGCGGAAAGCACAUGGAUGUUAAAUCGUCUUCUGAUCCCAUGUUUUGAAUAAACAAAAAAUGCCCAAGAUCGACAUGCUUAUCCGGACUUCUUUACAAGAGAGUUCCGCUAGCUGGGUAUUUACGAUCUUGCGUAUUGCUCACAAGUUUGCAACCCAACUCUGCCAAUAUUUACCUAUAAGUUCAGUAACUGUAUUGUAACCAUUUGUUCACAAAAUAUCAAGAAUUUAGAACAUAGAUUCAAUUCAAUUCGGAUAUUCCAAAAAAUAUUUCAUUUAUUAAUAAACAAAAUUAGACAUUUUUCUUAAUGAGAGAAAAAGCAUUAAAAUAUGAUUUGGAUAGGCUGCGAAAUGAAUGAUUCAACCAUUCAAAUUAUUCUGUCAUUAGCAUCUCUGCUGGCAGUGAUUUUUCCCACCAUGAAUUAGCUGUUUGAAGAUUUUAAUUUUAGGAAAUUUACUCUUUAUGGAUAUGAGUUACCUAGGUGAAACAAUACUUCAGUGACUUUGGGAACCUGUAUUUUUAGGCUUUGCUUUAAAUAUUUGAACAAGAAGGUAUUUUGUAAGUCAAUUAAUUGUCUGUUUUACAAAGAAAAUGAAACAAAACCAAAAAAUCAUUCAUGCAAGCUUCUCUAUAACAAAGAAUUUUCAAUACCUAUUAGCACUGAUCUAGACAAUUGCUUCCUUGUUGCACGCUUGUUCAUGCCUGACGCUACAGUAAUUGAAUGUAUUCAUAGGAAAUAAUAGCUGGACAAAAAAGUGUUAAAUUUUCAUUCAGUCUUGGUGCUACUGCUAUAUAGCUACAGUGAUUUUUUAAGGCCCAUUUUGGGUCUGAAUUUCGGCCCUUUCCCCUCCUAAAAAUUGUCAAUUUUUCCCCAAUUUAGCUUGCAUUUUCCCCAAUAAUAAAAUUAUGAAAGAAAAAGGUAUUUGAAAUAUAUAAACAUUCGGUGUUAAUUAUAUACAUACCACUUAACAAAGAGUUAUGGAAAUUAUGAUUUGGAUCUAGAAUAUUUUAAAAGGUUAAAGAAAAUUAGAUGUGUAAAAUAAAGAUAAUAUAAUGUUUGAUAUGAUUUUAAAUCUUAUUUAUAUGAUAAAAUUGAUUUUUCCUAAUUUGACUGAAAUGUUGACAAUUUUUCACAAUUUGAAAGCCACAGGACCCUUGUAAAAGAUGUAGAAAAAUCACUGAGCUAAGAUUUUGAUUAGACUAUAUCAAAUUCACUCAAGAGUCUUUAGUUUCUAUGCUUUGGUUUUAGGCAGAUGAGGUUUGGUGCUUUAAAAGUUAAUAUUAAAUUUCAUUUAAGCAUUAAUUUAAAAAUGUAUAAUCAUAGAUAAGUGUGUGAUAAACCGAUAUGAAAAUGAAACAAAUGGUGCUUUAGAGGUAAUAAAUAUGAGAACCAGUUUACGAGUAAGCUUACUCCUGUAUGGGUGAUGUAAAUGUUUUUGAGAGUGUAAGCAUUGAAGGGCGUGUAUCACAUGGGACAUUUAACUUUGGUACCUGUACUUGACCAUCACCAGUAGUAGUAUACAGGGUAAAUCUGACGCGGCUUCACGCACCUUGCUCCAAAUAAACACAGGCGUGUCAUUAAAUGCCCAGCCUUCCAAUGACUGUUUUUUGUGAGCUUAUUUAUAGAAAUGGGGUUGAAAUACAAGGGCAAUUAUAAUUGAAUUGUUUAAUACUUGUACAUGUAAGUUUUCAAACUUGUCACGUACAAUGUAUGUAUAUAAAGGGUUAUUUCAUGGUGUAAAUGGAAUGGCUGCAAUUCAGUCAUGUGAAUUAUCAUGCAUUUGGUAAAGCAUUUCAAAUAUUUGAAGUAUUUGACCACUGAAGUUGUUCAUCAGGAACGGUUGAUUCUCUCCUUCAGUGUACAUUUACUGCAGAAGAAAUUCUCUCCCGCAGUGUACAUUUACUGCAGAAGAGGACAGCUUUAGCAGAUAUUUUCAUUUUUAUAUAGUUACUUGCAUCCCAAAAAUCAUGCCCUCUACAUGGUACAGUUAUAAUUAGGAAGAUAUCUGAUACAUAGUGACAUGCUAAGGAUUACAUAUAUAUAAACUCAGUGGUUGGUUUGAUGAUAAAGAUGAAUGGAAUAUAGUAACUGAUAUGAAUGCUCCAGAUGUAUAUGUGUAGAGAUAGAGAGUGACACCGUAAAUUUGACCUAGAAUUUACUAUGAUAAUUUUGUGGUCAUGCUUUCUUGGUUUUAUUGUUAAAUUUUAUGUAUCACAAACUAAAGUCCAUUUAUGGGAUGAGCGAAGAAAUGUGCAGUUCCCAGCGAUAAAGAAGUGCCCAUGUAAAACUAUUUUUGUACUACAAAUGUUAUUGUAAGCUGAUUAUGUCAGGCAGUGGUUUGGUGUAACUUUUAAACACUGGAGUAAAUUGUGAAUAGUUUGUCUGUGUUGUUGAUCUGUUUGAUGAGCUGAUACCCACAGUGUUGUGGAGAUGUCACUGAAUGAAGACCUAGUACAACCCACUAAUGAUAGUUUCUGGGAGAUUGGCAAGUACAGUCGUACUGUCAAACGUAUAGACAAUGGUAAAGCCCUGUGUGACAGUCUGAGACAGCUAAUACAACAAAGAAGUGAAAUAGAAACAUCAUAUGCCAAAAACCUCACAAAUUGGUCCAAAAAGUGGAAUGAUUUUCUUGACAGAGGUAAUGAGUAUGGUACAAUACAGGCUGGCUGGAGGGGGAUGCUUCAGGAGGCUGAUAGCCUCGCAGAUUUACAUAGCUUAGUAGCAGAAAACUUAAUGACAAAAGACUAUGCCAGCAUUAAAGCCUGGCAGAAAGAAAACUACCAUAAAUCCAUGAUGCAUUUUAAAGAAACAAAGGAGCUCGAUGAGGGCUUCAAAAAGGCACAGAAACCAUGGGAGAAAAAAUACACAAAAGUUAUGCAAGCUAAGAAAGAUUAUCAUUCUGCAUGUCGAGCAGAGAAAAGCACAGCAAACCAAGAAAACAAUGCAAGGGGAGACUCUGCAGUGUCUCCUGAUCAGUUAAAGAAAAUCCAGGAAAAAUUACGGAAAUGCCAGCUGGAUGUUGAAAGCACCAGAGAUAAAUAUGAAGCAUCAUUAAAUGACCUCAACAGUUAUAAUGCUAAAUACAUUGAGGAUAUGAAUGAGGUGUUUCAAAAAUGCCAAGACUUUGAGAGUACUAGAAUAGAGUUCUUUAAGAAAACGAUGUUUGAGAUCCACCAACACCUUGAUAUGUCUGUUGAGCCACGGUUCUCACAAGUUUACAGCAAUCUACACAGCACCGUGGGACAGAUAGACUCUGACAAAGAUCUGAGGUGGUGGUCAACCAAUCAUGGAGCAGACAUGCCUAUGAACUGGCCUAAUUUUGAGGAAUAUUCUCCAGAAUUACAGAAUAUUUCUAAGAAAAAAGAUUCACAGCUUGGUGGAAAUGAUGGCAUUACUAUCACCAGUAUUCGUCACAAGCCUGAUGGCUUUGUUCAGCAGUCUGAGUCUUAUAAUUCCCAGAGACAGACUCCUACAGAAUUACAAAGAUCCUCAUCAGGUUCGAAUCAUCAACCACCACCACCACAGCAGCAGCAACAACAACAACAACAAUCCUCUACACUUAGUGUCCAGUCACCUUUGACCUCAGUCUGGAGAAUAGUAGCCUUUACUGUAAGAACUCUUCAUGACAAUUUUACCAGGAAAAUUUCAUUUGACGGAUUCUCCUUACGAAAGAAGUCAAAAGAUAAGUCUUCCAAAAGAAAAACAAUGUUAGAACAGACAAAAAACCCUAAAGAGGAGGAAGUGCAGAGAAAUUCUGAUCCGUCCAGAGUGCAACAACCCCCUGAUUCUGCCCGCCUAGCUCAAAUGGACACAGAUGUCUCACAAGCCGACAUAGUUCGACAGCAACCAGGGGGAGAGAACUAUGUCAGAUCGCCAUCAUAUGACGAAUCACUCAAUCCAUUUGGUGACGAUGACGAUGGUGAUGAAGCCAAUGUAACGGCUGAAUCUCAUGUAUAUCAAGCCAUAGACGAAGCACGGGAUGGAAACAAUAAGGAGUCGGAGAAUAAGGUCGAGGCAGCUGUAGAGGAGGAGGAAACGAACCCCUUCGCUGAUGAUGUGGACGAGCCUCCCUCCCCCUCUCCAGAGGAUUCUCCCCGUCAGGUCAAUGGAAAAGAGGGCGUUCCUGUGAGGGCACUCUAUGAUUACGUUGUAACUGAGGAGGAUGAAUUACCUCUAAAGGCUGGUGAUGUUUUUGUCAAGUUAUCAGAGGAGGAUGAGUUGGGCUGGUGUAAGGGUUACAAGGAUGGCCGGGAAGGAUUAUACCCUGCUAAUUAUGUAGAAGCAGUGUAGAUCUCCAAAAUAUCAACACCCCACCAGCAUUUUGCAACAGAGGACAUAAUUCUACCUACUGGUCAAGCACCCAGAAAACCAUGAUCAAACUUUGUCAUACAAAGCGUUGGAAUGGAUUGCGAUGUGGCGGCUACAGCUUGUUAAUACAUGUAUAAUGAUAUUACACUUGUUAUUACUGUUACUUAAUGGUUAUUAGUACAUUGUUUGUGUAUGGUUGUCUGUGGACAUUAGGUUGUUUUCAUCUGUAGACAAAUACUGUUAUAAUCAGAUUCUUCUGUAAGUUUUAUCUCUCUCAAUUCACUGUUUUGUGCACUAUGUGCUAGAACUACAGGGAUGUUGUACAGAGAAGUUUGUUAACAUGCGAGACCCUCCAGACAAAAUGCUAUAAACUACAAAAUAUGCUUAGUGUGAUAUAUAUCUCUUGCCGUCAUUUUAAAUCAAAACAUCUUUUCAAGUAGACAGAUGUGUUCUUUUUUCUGGCUUCAGGAUUGAUCUAUUAAGAUGCACUCCAUACUUUCAGUUUUGAUUUAAGUUUAUCAGAAUUUAUAUAUAUUCAGAAUGGACAUUUCAGUGCAAGUUUCAUAUGUAGGACUAGAAAUCUACCUCAGGACGCACAUCUACAUAUAAAAUAAACCGUCACUCUGGCUGUUUUAUCCUACUUCUGAUCUUUAGUAGUGCUACGCAUGCAAAAUGUAUUUAUUAACUUUUUCAACAUAUAAAUCCAUUUUUAGGUUAGGUCAUGUGGUAAUUAAUUUAAAAGCUGUGUUUUAUUUAGAAUGAGCUUCCAUUUUUGUGAUCAUGUCAUUUUGUGAUCUCGCAGUCUAUGCUUUGUUGUACAUUCCGCACUUCCGAUUGUGAUUCUAGAAACACAAAAAUCUGCUCAUCUUCUGCUAGUAGUUUUCAGAAUAUACAAGAAAAUUAACACAAUGAAUUGGAUGUUUGUGAAGAUAAUCGCACUUGUCUUUUCUUUACCAAAAUAUUUUCUUGUCAGAAUUUUUUUUAUACUUUAUAACAUUCGUUGUUUCUUGCAUGUUACCAAUAUUUUUUUUUAAAUAUUUCGAUUUAUGUUGUUGAGAUUACAUGUCAGUAUCACUGCUGCUGCGAUUUCAUUUAAGCAGUUGGUAUAUAGGAGUGUUCUGCAAUGAUCCAGUAAAUCUUUGGAAAUUACCAAGUCUUAUCUACCCCUCUUGUAUUCAUUCAUGUUUUGACUGAAGUUUCUAUUGAGCACUGUUAUUGAUAUAAUGAACAAAUUGCUGAAAAUCUCUUGUGAUGUGACAAGUCCCUAUUUAGCCAUGUCUCUAUAGAUUUUGUUUUCUGAGCAGAUAAGAUUCCAUGUGUUUCUUGAGAGUUUCCAUGUUAAUUACUCGAUCCAUUUUAUGAUGUGUAGGAUAACCUGUGCCAGUGCUAGAUAUCAUAUAUGCAAAUUUGUAUAGGAUGUAUAGUGUUAUUGUGUAAUAUAACUGUACAGUUAGAGCAGUCUCACAGUUGUCUCCCAUCUGUGGCAAUUUUUGUUAGUUUAUUCAGGAGAUGUUCCUUUGUGAUAAACCCUUUGUUAAAUAUGCAUUCUUUAGGAAGAUUUAUGAUGAAGGUAUAAUACAUGCAACAACAUCAUAAAUUUGUGAAAAUUACUGCACUAAUGAUCUGAUUUCCUGUACAUGUACAUGUUUUCUUGGGAAAGCAUGCUGAAUUUAGAACUUAAAUAAAAGGUUUUUGUUUCUACCCAUCUUUUCAUAUCAAACCAAAAAAAAAAAAACAACCCAACACAUUUUACUGUAUUCUGCUUUAACAGUAUUGAAGAGUGUUUAUAUAUUUCAAAUAUUAUGAAUUGUGUACAAGGUAUAAUGUAUCCAAAGUGUAGCUGGGAAAACUGACAGUUAUUUAUUACUGAAAAAAUAUUUGCAAUAAAGAAGAUCUAACAGUUAA
Ostrea edulis (European flat oyster) is the source of this 6547-nucleotide messenger RNA. RefSeq names its product protein kinase C and casein kinase substrate in neurons protein 2-like. Gene Ontology annotation, cellular component: cytoplasm; plasma membrane; endosome. Lineage: Eukaryota; Metazoa; Mollusca; Bivalvia; Ostreida; Ostreidae. Gene Ontology annotation, biological process: cytoskeleton organization; plasma membrane tubulation; regulation of endocytosis. The transcript is spliced from 11 exons. Gene Ontology annotation, molecular function: protein binding; phospholipid binding. The coding region runs from base 2765 to 4624 and encodes 619 amino acids. The record is from RefSeq and is a predicted model, not a curated record.